This is a messenger RNA of Xenopus laevis (African clawed frog), 3318 nucleotides long. RefSeq lists its product as uncharacterized. The transcript has 9 exons. The coding region runs from base 325 to 1674 and encodes 449 amino acids. The record is from RefSeq and is a predicted model, not a curated record. NCBI's taxonomy places the organism in Eukaryota, Metazoa, Chordata, Amphibia, Anura, Pipidae.
UGCAUCAGAGCAGGAGGAGGGACAACUAUGAGAUCAGUGGUAUGAGGAAAUGAAUCAGUUCAAGCGGCAGAGCAGAAAGAGAAGACAGAAGAUACGAGUCUCCUUAAAGUUUUCUACAGAAAUAAGAAAGUGUGUCUGACUUGUGACUUCAGUGGGGAGCCACAGCCACGGGAGCAAAUCGUAGGCACAGUCCACGGAUAUUCACAGGAACUGGAAUCUGCACAAUCCAAACCAAGGGGGAAGCUCCUGAGACUUCAUUGCUACCCAGUCCCUCAAUAGAUCCAGAUCCACGGGUGGUAGAGUUGGGAGAACAGGGAAGGGGACAUGGAGUCUCACCUUGACUCAGUGACCAAAACAAGGAACCCCGUCAUUCUCAUUUUGUAUCAAUUGUUGUGUUGGGCACCCCAGGGCAUAAAGGCGAGGCUGGAACUGCAUUUCUCCAGAUGGAACAAGAAGGAAGAUGUCCCCCUGAUUACCCCCGUACAAGAGACCAGCUCAAACAAUGAGGCUCAAGACCAAGCAAAGACCCCAGUGCAGGAAACCAGUUCAUUCUAUGUAAUUCCACUUGCUGUGAAGGGAGGACAAGAUGAUCUAGGGGAUGACAUUGCUGUUAAGGAAAAUAUCAAAUUGAUGAAGUCACCAGAUAUAAGUUCCACCGCCCAAGAGAAAGGAUCUUCCUUAGAGAAAUCACCACCAAUCUCAACCCCCAAUGACUCAGGUCAUCAACAGCUAGUAGAGCCUGAGGACAUGGACCAAAGCAGCCCAGGAAAAGUGCCAAGGAAGGCAAAGAGAAGAAGAAGAAGAAGUAGGAAGAGGAGGGCAGAAGCAACUGAGAUGGAAGUAGCUGAGAUGCCUUCACUACAUUUAAGAGAUAAUCGAUGGGUCAUGUUGUUGCUGCAGAUAUCUUCAAAACUCAUUAGAUGCGGAGUUGGAUGGCAAAUCCCAGCAGCUGUGAUAUGGUUCCUGCUGAUCAGCAAUGCAUUGGCGACUCCCUUAAUGAAUAAGGAGCAGUUGGACAAGCAAACAGCCAGGAAAACUGAUUUUACUCAAGCUUCUCCCCAGUGUUCAACCUGCCAGAUACACUCACUCUGCAGCCGAGGGGAAAGCCUGACCAACCAACUUUUAUUCAUCAGGAUUGCGGCCAAAGAUAAAUAUUGCCACUUCCAGGUCCGAAGUCUGCCAUACACAGAGAGAUGUACUGAUGUAUCCAACGUGACGCUCAUUAAUGCAACAUGUCUGCAUCUGAAUACCAGGGAUCUGGAUUAUAAAGAGUUCAAUCUGGAAUAUGGCACCAAAUCAAAGGGGGAGUCAGCACAAUCCGUACCCGCAGGGUGCUGCGAUAUAUCAACCAAUGACCAUACAAACCCUUUCAUCACUACCUUUGUGAUUUCUGCAGCAGUUGUUAUAUUAGUGGCAUCUGGUAUUGUCGCAAUAUAUUUAUGUGUGAAACGUAGUAGGGAUCCGGCAGAUGGAAGGGAUCCGGCAGAUGGAAGGGUCCCGGAAGAUGAAAGGGUCCCAGAGCAGAAUGAAAUGGAGCAACUGCCACAUGAAGGGAACACUGCAGAGCACAAUGGCCACAUCCCUACGACUGAUGGGAAAAUUAGUGUUUCAAAUGGGAAUUCUGAGAUGGAGCCUCUGAAAGGAAUGAAAAGAUCCAAUUCCCAAAGGGAGUAAUGGCUCAGUGAUAUUGGGAAAAGACAUUUCUGGGGAAAGGGUUUUGUGGAACCACCAGGAACCUUGAGGCUUGAAGAAAGGGCAAUGGUAAACAGAACAAUUCCAGGUAUUUUCCCCAACAGGCAAUUAGUAGCUUAAUGAGCAGGGGACAAAAGGCUCAAAAUCGACCCUACAUUUAACUGUACAACAAGCAACUUUUUUAAUCCAAGAAGCAAUUACCUGUCAAGCCAGUGACAAUCAACCUACAAAUGAUUGAGGCACUAUUAAGUCUUCUCUGCCCUUGUCCUUCAGAGCUACCAAAUGCUUGUAUGGAUAAAAACCUCUUGGAAUUACCAAUGUGCCAUUGCCCCAAAAGUGCUACUUCUACUGUGAGUCAGCAUCCGUGGAGGAUUGACUCUAAGGUGGAAAGCAUUUAUCUUUCAUUCAUGUCUAGAGAUAUCAGAUGCAGCCUGUGGUCCACCAGUUGGACAGCACUACACUAAAUUGUAAGCACUCAUGGGCAAAGCCUUCUCUACUUAUGUCUUAAUUUACUCAUGAAUUUACAUUGUUUGCAGUUGUCUUUUGUUCUGUCAUAUUGCUUGUGUUGUGCCCAGUUCAUUAUACGGAGCUGCAGAAUUUGCCAACACUUUAUAACCUCUACUAAUAAUGAUAACAACACUUAACAGAAGUGAUUCAGUCCUAAACAAAACAGAAACUUGGCUAAUGGAUGAAAACCACUGAGCUCCCUGUCCUGUCUGGUUAAACCAGUUGUUCUUCUUGUACCACAACAUGUGCUAACUACCUUGGGGCACCUAUUGACAUAACCAGCAAGCAGUGGCGUAACUUCUCUGGUACAGGAUGAAUCUUGCCCCAGAAUGCUGCUGGCGUGUGCACUGUAAAAGUCAUUGCGGCUCCGUGGGCCCCAACAGGGUGUGGGCCCAGGUGCAAUUGCACCUUCUGCACCCCUGGUAGUUACACCACUGCCAGCAAGUGGAGCCCUGGAAAAAUGGAGACAUUACAGGGUUCCCAGGCUGGGCAGACACAUUGGCACUCUGCACAAGUGCAUGGAAGUGUCAGGAGAUAGAUUAUAAAUGGCAUUAAUGCAGGUGCAAUUGUGUGUCCAUAUUUGCUUUUUUUUUUUUUUUUUGACUUGAUGAUGGACCUUUGUUUACAUGUUUGUGUCAAUGGGUAUACGAAUACAGCAAAUCAUCCUCAUCCUCCUCCCCCUGCCAUUUGACACAUGUACCCACCUUUCCCUCAUCUUUGCCGCCAAGUUUAGCUUUAAUUGUCCAAUGGUGGGUUGGGGGUAAUAUUUUUAAAUUUUUUUUUUUACUAUAUAACCACAAGAGGACUUCCCAAAAAAAAAAAAGCUGCCACCAUAGGCAAGCCUUGAGUGCCUUUACUAAAAAUAUGGCCCUGCCAAUCAUUAAAUACAACUAGCUAUAAGUAGCAAUAUUACAUAUAUUAUGUACAGUGCAAAUUAUCACUUUCAUCAGACUUGUACAAUGGACAAUACUAGAGGCUGUGGGUAUUAAGGGAGGAGCAAGUAAUCUUAGACCUAUGAUGUAUGGCAACAAACUCAUACAUAUGUCAUACAUAGUGAUGGGCGAAUCUGUCGCGUUUCGCUUCGCCGAAUAAUUCGCGAAUUUCCAGCGAAAUUCGCGA